CCAAUAGGAUUUUUUCAUCCCAAAAAUCCAGCCAAUCAGAGGUUUUCGAUAUUGGGCUUUCAGCCAGUAGAAUUUUUCCUCUCGAAAAUCCAGUCAAUCGGGGGUUUUCGAUAUUGGGCUUUCAGCCAAUAGGAUUUUUUCAUCCCGAAAAUUCAGCCAAUCAGGGGUUUUCCAUAUCGGGUUCUCAGCAAAUAGGAUUUUUUCAUCCCAAAAAUCCAGCCAAUCAGGCGUUUUCGACAUUGAGCUUUCGGCCAAUCAGAUUUUCGCAGGCAGGAACUCCAGUGAAUCAUAUGUUUUCGCUGACCGAGUUGUGUCCAAUAAGGUUUUUGCGCAAGAACUUCAGCAAUGAAAUCUUCUCACACUCUCGCUCUUACCGAAUGAGAUUUUUAUGAAGCUGAGGUUUGUGUGAGUGAAAUGUUUUCCCGAUUCCGCUUUGUUCAACCAGUUUUUUCAGCUGGAAACUGAGUUAAUCAGAUUUUUUUAUUGUACGGCUUUGCUGCAAUCAAUUGUUGCAAGAGUGGGAGAAGUUGGUACUUAUAGCGGUCUAGAGGUUUCCUUUCUCCGUUGUUCACAGGUAGCUAUGCCUUGUAGACCAUCGAUUUUUUAAAAGCUCUGGCAAUCAAAACUGUAAGGAACAGAUUACAAGAAACUAUGGUUUUUGAAACUUCUCACCUAGAAUUUUUCUAUUAUAAAUACAACAAUGUUUUACACUAAGCCAAACGUGACCCGACUAGAAUGCGAAUAAAAGAGGGUGAUUUACUGGGAAUGUUGGUUUAAACAUGAAACCGGCUAGCCAUGAGUGGUGCCCUAAAGGGGCGCCGAUGAAGGACUAGUCCGUGAUCUGGCAGGUUCGCAGAAGGUACACCUUGGGCCGGCGGAAUUUAUAGAAAAUUGCUCAUUGAUCGAAUCUCACCGGUUGAAAGUAUCUGAAAACUGCGAAAAACUGAGUGCGGUAAUAUGAGUUUUGAGCCUCGAUAAAUGGACUGGAAUAAGGAAUUACGAACCAAGAACAGCGAUAAUGACAGACAAAGAGCUGACGUUGUAGCUUCAGACGGAAGAAGGUCUUUCAGAAGAAUGCAAAUGAAAUGUAUGUUACUGUGUGCGAUGGUUAGGAACAUUAACAAUUUGUCAAAAAAUCACAGAGCGAAAGGAUUAAGAAGAAAGUGAAGGACUGUUUAAAACCAUAUCGGUGUCAUAUACGAAAGCGAGCAGUCGCGAGUGGUGGCUCGUAUUGACACCGGCGACUAACUGUGAGCUGCCUCUUACGGUUAAAUCUGGAAAAUCCUAGGAGAAAAUUGAAAAGUGAAAUCUUUUUAGAAAGUGGUCGUCUCCUACAAUAGUAUACGGUUUUUUUCAUACAUGUAUGUGUAUAUAACAAUAGUUUUCACAACGAAAUCUAGAAGUUAAUGAUAGAUAAUGAGUGGACGGGAUUCAAUCGAGGGCUAAGCGAGUCGUAACGACGAGCGUUACUUGUUUAUUAAUAGGUAGAAAAUAAUUACGUAUUUUCAUUUAUUUUUAAGUAUACAUAAAUGUCCCAUACACUUAUCUAUUUAUACAGAGUAAGUGAACGUAGUAUAACAUGAGCUACUAUCUAAAGCCUUCUCAGAAUACUGCUCAAAUAAGUCCAUCUAUUUUAAGAAUGAUAAAAGCGAGUCUAAAGAUUUAUUAUUUGAAUAAUUUUAAAUAAUAACAAAAUGGGUAUGAAAAAUAGUUAUUUUGAUUUAAUUUUGAAUGGUUUUUACGAAAAUCAAACUGUAACCCUUUCCAGUUUUCAAAGAUGUGAUGCAACUAAUGUAUUAAGCACUGCUUUGUAACAUUCGGCAGGUGAAUGCAUUGAGGAUGUGACUACGGCUCUGCAACAAUAUCUCUUGAGAAAUCCAGAACCACAAAUACAUCAGCAGCAUGUCAUUGGAGAUGCUGUCUCGAAACCAUUUAGUCCCAUAGACAUUUCGUUACGAGGAGACAAUGCUGCAAUCAAAUCGCCGCAUGCAACAGCACUUGUAGAAUACUUUCGAUACACUAAAUUGUUAGUUUGAGUAUAUUUAAUGGCAAUAAGACAAAUGCUACCAGUUGAUAAACAUGAGAAUAUAUCAGAUGUAUCAUAAGCCACGAUGGAUAACGGUAGAUCUCUGAUUUCAUAUACCUGCAGAAACUGAUGGACCUAGCUGCUCACUAGCACGAAGAUAUAACCAUUCAUAUCUACUCACCGCUAUCCAGAGACAGCAUAGUAUUGAGAGCACAUAGGUGACUUGAAUGUACAGUCAUGCUCAUGCCCUAUUGUUAUUCAUCCUGCUACAAUCAUAUCUACCCAACUUGAAAACUUGACGCAUUUAAAGUAUUCUGCAAGCGGAGUUGGGUGUAGGAUGGGCGUGCGAAUAUGCAUGUCAUCUUAUUUUCACGCACACUCAUAUCCACAUCCCUUUUAUAGCUUCGUUCUGCAACAGUGAUGAGCGAGAUGGAUCUGGGACUGAUGUUGACUGUGAAGGUACAUAUCCGAAAAGUGCGGCAAUAAUCAAAAGUGUAACAAGGCAUGAGAUUGCAUCAGUGGCGUGUGCUCACAUGAAAAAUGUGCUAGUGAGCACCCUAUUCCAGGGGUGUCGCGAAGUCGUCAAGAUUGGAGAGGGACGACGACUCGGGAAGUCGACCAAAAAAUUUUUUGCUAAAAUUCACCGGAUUGGGGGGGGGAACGAGCGACUUUUUGAGAAUCGGUGAGCAAAAAACAGAAUAAAAUGCUGUAACUUUGCUGGGAAAAAACGAAAAUUUCUCAAGAUUGGGGGAGUCCCCCCGUCCCCCCCCCCCCCGCUCACGACAGCCCUGUCCUAUUCUGUUAUCUAAGAAUAUAGCUUCAACAUGUAACGAUUCUAAAAAUUUGUCACUGCAGUCUCAUGCAGGGCAAAAUGCGGUUGCCGAUGUGUGAGGAUUUUUUCUAUCACACCAUAUAGGCAUAUCGAUAUCAACACCUGAAUGUUUAAAGAAACUUGUAAUAUGAUUUUUCACUUUCAGUACUAGUAUGAUAACAGUUACUAUUAAUGCUGUUAAGUGAACUUUAUGAUGUGAACAUCCUUUCAAACAUGUGUGAUGCAAAAACUAUUUCAUGAGGGUCUUAUUACUAUUUUAAAUGUAGACGAGGUGUUCUUCAGAAUUUUAGGGUUUUGAUUUAUGAUACAUUUUAGCUACAACAACAACUACAACGACUACAACCACUACAACAACUACAACAACAACUUCAACGACUACAACGACUACUUCAACGACUUCAACGACUUCAACGACUUCAACGACCUCAACAACUACAACAACUACUUCAACAGCUACUACAACAACUACCAGUACGUAA
Molecule: messenger RNA, 3337 nt
Organism: Rotaria sp. Silwood1
Lineage: Eukaryota; Metazoa; Rotifera; Eurotatoria; Philodinida; Philodinidae
Source: the annotation of a GenBank genome assembly